UGAACUAGGACUUGGAGUUUGUUUAGAGCAGCCCGUGAUAAUGUUCUAUCAGUGUGUCUGUAACACAAAAACUCUUCGCGUCGGUUCACAAUGGUUUUCUCGGGGUGCUAAAAGACCAGACGUUCAGAAAUCUUUGCAAACCGAAAUAGACAACGUCAUUGGUGACGUCAGAGAGCCAGAGAUCCGUGACCGACAACAGAGCCCUCUGGUGGAGGCGUUUGUCUUGGAAACCCUGCGUUACAUCUCUCAUACACCGUUGGCACUGCAUUCCACCCGAGAAGCGACGUACAUUGCUGGUUAUCAUGUGGAGAAAAACACGCCGGUUCUCGCUUGUUUUUGGAGUAUGCAUCACAGUGACACUGAGUGGGAAGAUCCGUUUUUAUUUAAACCCGAGAGAUUCCUUGAACAAGAUGGAAGCCUAAAGCCUGCAAGUGAUCCUGUCAGAAAAAGGUUUUUAUUGUUUGGAACGGGAAGACGUAGCUGUCCCGGAGAAGUGUUUGCCAAGUCCCGGCUCUUCCUCUUCCUGUCUUCACUCCUACAAAGCUUCAACGUUAUGGAACCUGAGGACCACAGUCUUCCAGAAUUCGAUCCAAGAGAAAUGGAUUCUGGACUGAUUAUGCAACCAAAACCUUUCAAAAUUCGAUUUGAGCGCAGAAAGCAAAGAUUUUAAUUUAUCAAACUUAGAUUAACUUGCAGUACUUUAAAAUCAUAAUAUUUAGUUGGAGUUUAAAUAAAUUAAUAGCUCACAAUAUAAAUCAAAUAUAGUUAAUUGUUAAACAAUAUAGUGAGGUGGGUUGAGACAUGUUAGCUUCUAGAAGAUGAAAACUAGAACGUAUUAAUAAGUUAUAUGAUAUAUUUAUU
Molecule: messenger RNA, 861 nt
Organism: Magallana angulata
Lineage: Eukaryota; Metazoa; Mollusca; Bivalvia; Ostreida; Ostreidae
Product: steroid 17-alpha-hydroxylase/17,20 lyase-like
Exons: 3
Coding region: 41-670 (209 amino acids)
Molecular function (GO): monooxygenase activity; iron ion binding; oxidoreductase activity, acting on paired donors, with incorporation or reduction of molecular oxygen
Source: RefSeq, a predicted model, not a curated record